Molecule: messenger RNA, 5611 nt
Organism: Topomyia yanbarensis
Lineage: Eukaryota; Metazoa; Arthropoda; Insecta; Diptera; Culicidae
Gene: Hip1
Product: huntingtin-interacting protein 1
Exons: 13
Coding region: 1264-4947 (1227 amino acids)
Biological process (GO): actin filament organization; clathrin coat assembly; endocytosis
Cellular component (GO): actin cortical patch; clathrin-coated vesicle
Molecular function (GO): phosphatidylinositol-3,5-bisphosphate binding; phosphatidylinositol-3,4-bisphosphate binding; actin filament binding
Source: RefSeq, a predicted model, not a curated record
GUCUACUCGUAGCGUACGAACGUGCUGGACGUGAUGGGUCUGAUCGGACUGUAGCAAAAGGGUCUGUAGCAUAACGUGGUUCCGUGUACGAUGCAUCGGUGUGAGAAGAGCGGAUGAGAACCAGUCCGUCGUUCUAGCCGGGAAGAGAUUGCAUACUUUUCGGCCACUCUGUGUUGGUGUGAAUUGAACGAUUAUUGCGAAGAUUGCCAUUCUGGGGAUAGACGAACGGGUUAACGAGAUAUGUAUAUGCAUAGUUGUAUAGAUUGGUAAUUCGUGGAUGUUGUUUUUUUUGUGGAAGGCGCACGCCUCUUUUUGCGUGGUCUCAAGUCGUACAUUCGUCCGCGGGUUAGAAGUAGGUCGGUGUGUUGUGACAGUAUGCUUCAGGACUAGGUCAAACUUCGUGGAACAGUUUAGUCCGUGUGUUGAAAUGUUUCUUAGCCUUUAACUGGGUUUGGUGGAAUUUUCGAGUGGUGAAUAGUGAAGUGUUAAUUUAAUUUGUGUGAAUAAUUAUAUCUAAAGCGUCCAACAUGGCUUCGAUUUCUCUGCCGCGAAGACUGCAGAGCAAGAAAAACAAUGUGGAUACUGAGCAUGAGCACCUGAUCAAGAAUAUGAUUGUAUGAAAAAAAGUGCACCUCCUCGUUUCAAUCGCAGUAUCAUACUUCAAACCGAAGGCGAUAGAUAGUCAACUUACUGCUGUGAAAAUUUUAUUGUGAUUAAAUGCAUGACAACGAAACCCGCGAACAUCGAUUCGAGUCUUCUCUACCCAAUUAAAUGAAAAGAUAAAACCAAGAGCAGCACCAAGAGAAAAUUAUCGUAAAUUGUGCAACACCACAGAUACUCAAGUGGCCAUAAAAAAUUCGAUCGAACAAGCUUUUACUUUCGAUACGCACGCGAGCGGAAAAAUUGAGCGGCUAACAACAGCAGGAGGAAAAAUUGCGGAAAACCAGUAAAACGAGCUAAUCGAAAAAUAACUGAAACAAUCCGGAAUUCACUAAUUAAUUGGCCGAUAAGACGAAAGUUUUUACCAUCUAAUUUAAAAUUAGACUGAUUAGAGUUCCCUAAGAAGCGGCCAUUCCGAACCGGUUUCGUACUGGUUUCGUUACUGUAUGGAACUGGUGAUUUUUUUUUGUGAAAGACUUUCUGAAACUUGUUAGUUAAUUAAGAGUGCAUUUUUAAUAGUUGAAGCGAAGCUUCCAUUAAUUGUACAUAAAUACGGGUAGACCUUUUUUUAAGCACGUUAAGGUUUGAGAACUAUCACACAAGAUGUCGUUGACCGACAAAGAGUAUUACAAUCUGACCAUGAGCAUCUCCAAGGCAGUCAGCAACGUGGAGGCACCCAUCAAGGUCAAACACGUCCGAGCGGCCAUCAUCGGUACCUUUCACAGCAAGGGUGGUCACGCGUUCUGGGCUAUCGCCAUCCGGCAGCCCAUCCAGGAAAACCGGAUCGUUGCAUGGAAGUUUUGCCACCUGUUGCACAAAAUAUUACGCGAAGGUCAUCCACACUGCUGUCAGCACUCGAUGCGCCACCGCGGAAUGCUAACCGAGGCCGGCAAGCUGUGGGGUCACUUGAACGAUGGGUACGGUAUCUGCAUCAAACACUACACCAAGCUGCUGGUGACGAAGCUGGAGUUUCACGAUCGUAAUCCCCGGAUACCGGGCAGUUUGAUACUGCGGCCCGGUGAAUUGGAACAGAUCGGCGGAGGGGAUAUCAAUUUUUACUUCCAACUGGCAGUUGAAAUUUUCGAUUAUCUCGAUGACAUCGUUGCCCUCCAAGCUACAAUUUUCAACUCCAUCACCACAUUCUGCGUCAGUUCGAUGACCUCCGCCGGCCAGUGCCGGCUGGCCCCUCUAAUCCCAUGCAUCCAGGAUUCCAACCCACUGUACGACUUUGUCGUACGAAUCAUGUUCAAGCUACACGCUAACCUCCCGUCAGACCUGCUGACCGGACACCGGGAACGCUUCCGCACCCUGUUCCAACAGUUGAAGGCCUUCUACAACCAAUCGCGCAACCUACAGUACUUCGUAAACCUAAUCACAGUUCCUAAACUGCCAAGUGCCCCGCCAAACUUCGAACAGCAGAGUGACCUCGGUAAUUACCAGGCUCCCGUUGUGGUUAUGCCAGACACCGAACCGAUGGACAACGACACGGAAUCGAUAAUGUCGGAGAGUCUGAUCGACACCACAGAAGCAGCUCCACCCAUUCCCGAGUUACCUCAGCACCACAACAAUCACCACCAUAACCAUCAUCACCAAAACAAUCACCAGCAGAAUCACGUCCAGCAGGCGGCUCCUAACUAUCAACUGCUGGAGCUGGAACGCCUGCUUAAGGACCGAGACGACCUGAUCCGGCACCUGCAGAUGGAGAUCGAACGGCUUGGCAAUUACGUCAAGUCGCUAACGAUCGAACAGCGCGACGUGCAGCACCGGCUCGAAGAUCAGAUCGCUCAGCUGAACUCGCAGCUCACGCACACCCAGGGUGAGCUGAGCAAUUUGCGAAUUCAGAAAGAGGAACUGGAGCUGCGAGCUCAAACGGCACCCACACUUGAACAGAAAGCCCAAGCAGAGGAAGAACGAGCCAAAGCCAGCGAGGAAAAGUUCCAGAAACUGAAGACUAUGUACACCCAGAUACGGGAUGAGCACGUUCAACUGCUUCGCCAGGCCAAGAUCUACGAAUAUAAGAUUCAAUGCUAUAAACAGCACGGCGAAAUCAGCAGACAGCUGGCCACCACCAGCAAGGCCGCAUCGGACGCCACCCUAGCCAAGGAGGAAAUCCGAAUUCAGCUGGACGAACUGCAGCAGAAACAGUCCCUCGUCGAGGUACAGCUACAGCAGAGCUCCUCCGAAGCCAAGCGAGAGCAAGAAGCCGUCGCAGAGGAACUGCGUGAAAUUACCGAAAAGUACGAAGCUCUCCAGAGCAAGUACCAGGAGAUGGAAGCGCACCGGCAGGCGGAAAUUGCCGAGCUGAAGAUCGAUCUGGAACGGGUCGGAGCGGAACUGGUUUCAUUCCAAAGCGACAAGGAAUCGCUUCAGGCGGAAAAGGGUGCCCUGGAGAGCAGUCUUGGCGAGGUGCAGCAAGAACGAGAACAGCUUUCCAGACAGUAUGACGAAGUACUGUGCAAAAUGGAGGCGCUGCAGAUCGAAACGGCGGUGCAUUCGCGGGAGGAAGCUACACUACAGCAGAGCGUUAGCCAAAAAGCGCAACAGGCUCAAGAACUGUCAAACCAACUGGACCAACUCCAGCGAGACUACGAAUCGCUGCAAAAACAACAUUCCGAACUAGAAGUUGCCAAAGCAGCGCAGGAGCAGGAGUUUAACCAAACUCAUGUAGAAAACCUGCAGAAAUUGGAAUUUCUACGGAAUGAAAUGUCGGAAAAGGUGUCCGCUUUGAACGUUGAGAGGGAGGAUCUAUUGGCCGACAAAGAAACCUUAGUUCAGCAGAUGGCUGUCCUACAGACCGAAUCCAGCCAGCGAACGUUGGACUUUGAGUCGCUGGAGAAGGAUUUGAAGAACGUCAUCGAGCAGAAGGAUCACGAACUGGAAGAACUGAGAAGCAAGUGUACGGAAAUUGAGGAAAAGUAUCAGUCUCUCGAUGCAAAUAUGGACCGAUUGCUGACCGAGAAGGGUACAAUCGAGUCCGACCUGCAAGAUUUACUCCAUCAACAGGACGAAAUGGAUCAGAAGUAUCAAGCGGCAGUGGACACCGUGCGAAAUCUGGAAAACGCACUGGUGGAUUCGAAAAUAUGCGGCGAAACGGCACUUCGUACUUUGCUGGAGGCUUGCAUCAAAUCUUCGGAGAAGUUGGCCCUGCGAGCGAUCAGUGAAAACGAAAUGCCCGGAGCUGGGGGAACUCCCACGUACUUCCUGAUGAUCGCCGAGGAGCUACAGGAGGUGCUAUCGAAACUGGCGAUUGUGCACGAAAACUACCGCAAGGACAAUUCCACCAAUGUGGAAUCGUUGGCGAGAAAGGUCAUCAUCGGAGCGCACCUGCUGGCAUCUGCCCACGUUCAGGGGAUGUCUAUCUGCAACCGGUCCGCAAAUAUCGAAUGUGGUGAACGCAUAGCAGAGGAGAUCAAAGAGCUAGCUGGUUCCAUUGCCGGUCUGUUCCAGUCGCUGCACAAAACCAGCGAAUCGGACUCGGUAGGUUCGAAGAUUGCCGACCUUCGGGGCAAGCUGCAGAAGGUGACUGAACUGAUUGGCGAGUUGAGCAAGCAAACCGACGGCACCGAGAAUCUGGGCGAUCUGGUGGAGAACGAGCUGAGCAGUAUGGACAAGGCGAUCGAGGAAGCGGCGGCCCAAAUUGAGGAAAUGCUCUCGAAAUCACGCGCCUCGGAUUCUGGCAUCAAGUUAGAGGUCAACGAAAAAAUUCUGGACGCGUGUACCACUUUGAUGCAUGCCAUUCGCAUCUUGGUCCAGAAAUCACGUCUGCUGCAGUCGGAAAUCGUCUCCCUUGGAAAAGGAUCCGCCUCGGCGAAAGAGUUCUACAAACGCAACCACCAGUGGACGGAGGGACUGAUCUCUGCCGCUAAAAGCGUAGCCCAAGGAGCUAACUUUUUGGUAACGGCAGCCAACAAAACCGUCGCCGGUGGGGCCCGCCACCAGUUGGAUCUGAUAGUGGCCGCCCAGGAGAUUGCAGCAUGCACUGCUCAGCUGGUGGUGGCAAGUCGAGUAAAAGCACCCCGUGGAAGCACGAACCUGGCCGCUUUGGGAACCGCCUCCAAGGGUGUCACUCAAGCUACCGGUAUCGUGGUAGCCACUGCCAAAGAUUGCAGCCAGCGGUUGGAGGACUCACAGGAUCUGGACCUUGGCUCGCUGACCGUUCAUCAAGCCAAGACCAAGGAGAUGGAGAUCCAGGUCAAAGUGCUGGAGCUGGAGCAAGCACUUCAGAUGGAACGGAUGAAGUUGGCUGCGUUCCGCAAGAAAAAUUACCAAUCACCAGCCGAUGAGUGAACUUUUAGUCAUUUUGGUAAGAGCAAACAGAAAUUCAGAAAUAUAGUUCUCUCUAUGAAAGUGAAGAAAUACGACAUGUCAAUCUACACGGAAUAGUUUACAAAAAAAAAACUAUAAUACACGAGACAAUAUAUCAAAUUUUUAUUAGUCGUCUACACUACGGGCGUAGAUUCGUAGCGGGAUAAAAUAUCAAUCGAUUGCACCCCACCUGUCGAGGCGGACGAAAAACUAUAACAAUAUGAUAGAAAUCGAAACUAUUUCUGAUUGUGUCUUCUUCUAAAAAGCCAUUAAUAUGAAGAAAAGAAUGGAUUAGAAUUUAUACGCGCUAUCAGUCAUUUACCACUCCUUUGUCCCGCGAAAAAAAAAAAACGAAUUUGCUUCAUUUCACGAUCCCUUCAAAAUCAAUCUAUUUUAAUUAGUUUCGUUCCCAUGAAACUUCUUAGAUUUACUACUAAGCCCAUUAGCGGGAAAUGUUAAAAGUAAUAUACCAAAAUAACCCAUUUGAUUAUGAUUAAGGCAAAGAUGUGGUCUAAUUUAUUAUGUUUGUCUACGUUGUACCAUGAUGGAAACAAUUGUUGAUAUAUAUAUUUUUUAUGAUAGUGAAACAAUAAUUUAAAACUGUUCUACCGAAAUAAAAAGCUCAGCUAAGGAAAUUGUAAAUGAG